AAAGUUAGAAAAGAAAGGUUAAUUUUAUCAGGAACACGGGGAGGUCACGUCCCUCGAAUCUCUAUCUCACUGCUCUAUUUCAUCACCUACCUCAGUUGUCUUCUCCUUUCUUCUUUCAAAGCCAUACUGCGCUCACCGUUUUUUCUCCUCCUCUCAUCUCUUUAACUUCCCUCUUCUCUUUGGGAGAACCCUUCUCUCUCUCUCUCAAGCGGUAGUCAGAAUUUUUCAAAUAUAUUGUUGUUCUUAUUUUGGUCUAUAUUCAGAUUCUGGCUUUCGACUACCUGUAUCAACUAGUUUGAGUCCACAUAUGUCCCGUGUCAAAGUGACGACUUUCUGGAUAUCUUGAGCGUUUCCGAAUAUUUUCUGGAUUUGGGUAGUCAUUUAGUUGACGAUCACGAAGAAAUAACGCGUACCCAUGUGAAAUUUGGCCUUUUUUCUCAUUUGGGUCUGCUUAAUUUGGUCGAUAUCUCGUGGAAUCAGUCAAGUUCGAUGAACUGAUGCUAGUGUUACGCUGGUCUUUGGGUUGUCUAUUGCAAUGGAUUGAAGGGUGAUAUAUUCCUGGAAUGAGCGUAACAAGUUGAGCUAGGUGUUUAAAAAUGGAUACGAAGUCAGAUGCCGAAGUGCAAGAUGAGCUGCCUUCAUCGCCGAUGUUGGUAUUGCAGAGUAUUUCCGAGGAGGCUUUUACAGUGGCAGGUGAACCGCUGCAUAAUGUGUACUCAGGUAAUUCGAGCUUCCCACCACCUGUGCUGGGGCAGGGAUAUCGACGCAGUCAAAGUGAAAAUGUGACCACAGCUCCCAGACGUAAUAAUAGCUUUCAGAGAUUGAAGAGCCAUAUGCAGAAGGCUUGGAAAUGGGGUAGCAAUUCUCGUGAACAAGAUUGCAAGCAGAGUUUCAAUCCUGAAAUCUUGGCGUACCAAAAACGCCAGUGGUAUCAGUUUCAUACAAAAUCUCAGGACCAUAAAAAAUAUAAGGAGCCUAUGUCAUUAUUUGAAAACUUCAUUAUUGUGGGGCUUCAUCCAGAUGCUAAUCUUGAGGUUGUGGAGGAUGCAUUUGCUAAAAAGAAGAAAUGGAAGUCAGAACUGGCAAAAUCUGAAAUAUUAGAUUUUAAAAUGCUGCAGCAUCAGGAGCCUUCAAUUCCAACGUUGGAACCUCAGGUACUUUUCAAUUAUCCUCCUGGAAAGAAUCCAGCAUUGCAUCUGAAGGAUCUAGCUACCUUCUGUUUUCCUGGAGGGGUUAAGGCAAGUUUGAUAGAGAGGACUCCAUCGCUAAGUGAGCUAAAUGAACUCGUUUAUGGACAGGAGCAGUUAAACAGAGAUGAUUUAGCGUUUAUUUUUUCACUUAAGGUGGCAGACAAUGCAACAUUAUAUGGUGUUUGUUUACAUGUUCCUGAAAUUGUUCAGAGGCCACCUGGUAUCUUAGGCAUCUCAUCACCUCUUUCUCAUCCAACUGGAGGAUGCAGGCGUUUUUUGGUGUCUGCUCCUCGUUGCUAUUGCGUGCUUACAAGAGUUCCUUUCUUUGAGUUACAUUAUGAGAUGUUGAACAGUAUCAUUGCACAGGAGAGACUGAAUCGAAUAACAAAGUUUGUUAGUGAACUGACUCUUGCUGAUUAUGUUCCUUCGAUAACCAAAUUAAAUGAUAAAAUGAAUGGGAAUGAUGAUUCCCCUGAGAGGGAGUCCUUUAAUGAUUGGAUGGCUUCUGCCAUUCCUGUUGACAGUGCACUGGCCCUCACUGCUGCUGCUGCAGGAAUUAUACCUGAUGAUGAGAUCCCACCCUCUUCUUUGAAAAUGUGGGAACUUCAUUCCCCUGAAAGUUUUACCAUCAGUGAGGCUUCAGAUUCUAGCCAAGUUAGGGAAAUGGACAAAGAUGGUAUUAAGAAUUCGCCGUAUCUUUAUGAGUGUGCUUUGGAGGCCUCGGAAACUCAUUCAGAACCUUUGGAAAGAACAUUUGGAUACCAUGAAAAUGGUCAAACUUCUCCGGAGGUAGAGACAUCAUUCUCCUGUAGGAAUCCUGCACUGGAGCGUCUUGGGAGUUCUGAAUCCUUGUUCAGUCCAGUUAGAAGCAUCACAUCAGAGAAUAAUGAUGAUGAAACUUUUGCGAAUGGUGAUAAAGAUUUUGGGGAUGACUUAAUAAUGGAAUGGGCCAAGGAUAAUAAGAAUGAUUUGCUACAGAUAGUUUGUGGAUAUCACACUCUUCCUCUUCCUGCACGAGGAAGUGAAUUAGUUUUCCAGCCUCUUGAGCAUUUACAGGCCAUUGAGUAUCGGCGACCUCCAGUUGCUGCCCUUGGCUUGCAUGAAAACAAUUUAGUUUCACUUGAAGCUGCUGAGGUUGAUGCAAAGUUGGCGGCUGCUGAGGAAGUUCUUGCACUAUCAAUAUGGACAACUGCAACUAUUUGUCGAGUGCUCUCCCUUGAAAGUAUUUUGGCAUUGAUUGCAGGAGUAUUAUUGGAAAAACAAGUGGUAAUUGUUAGCCCAAAUCUGGGUGUUCUAUCAGCUAUAGUAUUGUCUAUUAUUCCCAUGAUUUGGCCAUUUCAGUGGCAGAGUUUAUUGCUUCCUGUUCUACCAGGAAGGAUGCUUGAAUUUCUUGAUGCUCCAGUUCCUUAUAUUGUUGGCAUACAACAUAAACCUGAUGAUUUGAAGAUGAAAACAUCAAAUCUUGUUCAUGUUAAUGUGCUCAAGGAUCAGGUGAAAAUGUGUCAUUUGCCAACACUUCCCCGGCAUAAGGAGCUUGUUUCUGAACUGGGGCCCAUCCAUGCCAGACUUUCACACGAAAGUGCAAUUGCUACAAGGCAUCCCGUAUAUAGGUGCAAUGAAGUACAGGCUGAAGCUGCAGCUGAGUUUUUGAAUGUCAUGAGGCACUAUAUGGAGUCACUUUGCUCAGAUCUGAGGUCUUAUACAAUAACUAGCGUACAAUCAAACAAUGACAGGGUUUCUUUACUUCUUAAAGACAGCUUUAUUGAUUCCUUUCCUAGUAGGGACAGACCAUUUAUCAAGCUAUUUGUAGACACACAAUUGUUCACUGUCCCAUUGGACUCUCAUUUGUCCAGCUUUGAGAGUGGGUACCUUUAGCUUAAUCAUGUGAGGUUUGCAAUGAAUCCAUCGGUUCAAAAUCCAUAGGUCCAAAUGAAGGUUCCAUCAGUCCUCAUGACUAAUUGAAGGUUAAUUUUUCUCUUACCGUUUGAGAUGAACCCACGACAAGUUUUGGAGCCGUUGACUCUGAACUGCCAUAUAGCUGAAGCUUGUAACGAUGAGUUGUAGCAUAAAUGGUUAAAACUAUAGUUUCAAAUACCAUACAUCAGUGUCCGUUGUACUGCCUAGCAAGAAAGGAUCAUAAUCCCAAUCCUUAUGGUGUAUCUUAUGUAGUGCUUACCAUCGGUUUGCCUUACACCAAAUCUUUGUAAAUAACGUAAUAAAACAAUCUAUGAAGAGAUAGUUUACCUGA
Messenger RNA from Carya illinoinensis, 3438 nucleotides. RefSeq lists its product as uncharacterized. The transcript has 19 exons. The record is from RefSeq and is a predicted model, not a curated record. Lineage: Eukaryota; Viridiplantae; Streptophyta; Magnoliopsida; Fagales; Juglandaceae. The coding region runs from base 597 to 3065 and encodes 822 amino acids.